Messenger RNA from Felis catus (domestic cat), 1354 nucleotides. It is a transcript of the gene HIGD1B, whose product is annotated as HIG1 hypoxia inducible domain family member 1B. The transcript is spliced from 5 exons. The record is from RefSeq and is a predicted model, not a curated record. Gene Ontology annotation, cellular component: mitochondrion. Gene Ontology annotation, biological process: mitochondrial respirasome assembly. Bases 691 to 1044 code for a protein of 117 amino acids. NCBI's taxonomy places the organism in Eukaryota, Metazoa, Chordata, Mammalia, Carnivora, Felidae.
GGAGAGAGGCGCCUGGAGGUCGCCUCACGCAGGGCGUCUGUCUCACGGGUUAGACCUAGAAGGCACCCCACAGGCAGAAGCCCUCGUCUAAGGACCAGGACUCUGGGGCUCUGUCUAGUUUGUGAUCAGAGCAGAUGUUUACUGGGGGGUUAGCAAGUAGAGCAAUAGGGGUCACCAGCCCAGGGAGGGAGGCAGGGGGUUGGCGAUCGCAAAGAACCUGGCAAGAAAUGGAAACGGGAGCAGUUCAGGGACCAGAAUUAGUUCUGUUAGUGUUAAUGUCCAAAAUCUAUGCUAAAUUAUUCACAAAUCAAUGUCCAAUUAUUUUAAUUUUUGGCUCUGGUGACUCGGUAACCAGUGCUGGAACACUGUCUGGGAUGGCCUGCUUCCCUGGGGCCAGACCUGCUCUGUGGGAUCUGCAGCUCCCAGAGGAGCAACCCUCACAGACUCCAGGCCAGUGGGGGUCCCAAGGCUCAAGGCCUGUUCCUCUCGCCCUCCUCUGUGGAUUUUUCCAGCUGCUUUUCUUGACCCAAGGAUCACAUAGGGAUACAGAUGGAAGGAGGGGGAAGCAGGGAAAACAGUCAGAAUGAGCUGGGGAAGAGGCAGACGUGAGGAAGAAGGGAUGGCGGUAGUGGUCCAGCCAUAUGAGACAGGACACUUGGGACAUCUUCUCAAGUAGGGGCUGUGUCGGGCAUGGACUGGGCUGAAACCUCAGAGCCCCAGCUGCUAACAUCUGGAGCCAGGAUCAUGUCUGCUAACAAAGGCUGGUGGGUACCACCUGAAGGCGAAGACAGUGUGUCUGAGAAGUUCCUGAGGAAGACCAGGGAGUCUCCGCUGGUGCCUGUAGGCUUGGGAGGCUGCCUGGCAGUGGCAGCAUACCGGAUUUAUCGGCUGAAGGCUCGUGGUUCCACCAAGAUGUCCAUACACCUGAUUCACACCCGAGUGGCAGCGCAGGCCUGUGCCGUGGGUGCUGUCAUGCUAGGCGCUGUGUACACGAUGUACAGAGACUACAUCAAAAGAACAGCACCGGAUGCCGGGGAGAAGUAGGAUUCCUGUAGGGUCCGGGGCAGCCAGAGCCUCGUUCAUCAAUCCCUGGCCGCUGCCCUGGGGACCCAGGCAGGAAGACUGCAGCUGGGAGAAGAGACCGUGAAGCUUCACAGGAGAUGACAUAUAUUCAUUCAGAACCCAAGUGCCAAGACCAGACUGUUGGAGGAAAGGGGGAGGGGCAGAUGGGUAGGGAUGAAAGGAACAGAGCAAGGCAGAGGUCAGAAUGUUCUGUUCAUUUAAAAUCCAUGUCUAAGGUCAAACUUGUAAAAAAAAAAAAAAAAUUCCAUGUAAAUCCUGAAGACAGGGCCCC